CUGUCGUUAGGCUCGUUACAUUUCGACCCUAGUGUAAACAUCAAUGAGGUUGAUUCGAAGGGACGCUCUGCUUUGCAUUUGGCAACAUACUUAUGCGAUAUACAGGAAGUUGAACUUCUCCUUAGAGCUAAUGCAAGCUCCGAAGUAUGCGACUAUACUGGAAAGUCCCCACUCCGAGUUGCAGCUGCUUUAGGCCACGCCCAUAUUGUUGAGCUCCUGCUUGAUGCUGGAGCCGAUAUGGAAGCGCCAAAUGACAUUGGGGAAACUUCGCUUCGACAUGCUGUGAUCAGAAACAAAGUGGAAGUCCUGAAAGUUUUACAUGAACGUGGCGCGGCAUUCACGAUGGUCGAUAAUAUUGGCUGCACUGCGUUUCAUGAUGCGAUAUUGAUGAACGCGCACGAGUGUCUGCACUUCAUUUUGAAACUCCGAGUUCGGGUGGACCAGAGAAUCAGAUAUAUGACUAAUUCUAUCGGUCUGCAACUGUACACCCAGGGAAAAAGGGGCAUUUCUUAUUCUGUUAUGCUGCAAAUUCUAGUCAUAUCGCGCUCUUAUUAA
This is a messenger RNA of Hyaloscypha bicolor E, 555 nucleotides long. Its product is annotated as ankyrin. The record is from RefSeq and is a predicted model, not a curated record. The transcript has 2 exons. Gene Ontology annotation, molecular function: protein binding. Lineage: Eukaryota; Fungi; Ascomycota; Leotiomycetes; Helotiales; Hyaloscyphaceae. The annotation marks the transcript as partial.